Messenger RNA from Notechis scutatus (mainland tiger snake), 656 nucleotides. The record is from RefSeq and is a predicted model, not a curated record. NCBI's taxonomy places the organism in Eukaryota, Metazoa, Chordata, Lepidosauria, Squamata, Elapidae.
UCAGCAGUCUCGUCUUCGGAGCUUCGCCGGCAUUUCGACUCGGGCCAACUUGAGAGACUUCGCUGUCUUCAGCUCGGACGAACCAGAGCAAAAACGAUGGCGUUUUCCAAGGAAGCGCGGUAGAAAAGAAGGAACCUUUAAGUCUGCGGGCACGGCGGCAGAACUUCCAGGAGAGACCCCGUCCCGCCGCACCCACAGCUCAGCUUCGAAGGCAUUUUGUUGAAAAGAUGGUUCUUUAUUUGGAUACUUUUGUUCAUUUCAUGCUCAUGCUUUUGAACCAUUGGAUAGUCUCAACUCUAUGUCUAAAUCUUGAGGAUCCAAAUGUGUGUAGCCACUGGGAGAGUUAUUCUGUUACAGUGCAAGAAUCCUAUCCCCAUCCUUUUGAUCAGAUUUACUACACCAGCUGUACAGACAUACUGAACUGGUUUAAGUGUACACGACACAGAAUCAGCUAUCGAACCGCUUAUAGGCAUGGAGAAAAGACUAUGUAUAGACGGAAAUCUCAGUGUUGCCCAGGAUUUUAUGAAAGCAGGGAAAUGUGCAUUCCUCACUGUACUGAUAAAUGCAUUCAUGGCCGUUGCAUUGCUCCAAACACCUGUCAGUGUGAGCCUGGCUGGGGUGGACCCAACUGUUCAAGUGGAAGACCAGAAUGGUGA